Messenger RNA from Linum tenue, 527 nucleotides. The record is from the annotation of a GenBank genome assembly. Lineage: Eukaryota; Viridiplantae; Streptophyta; Magnoliopsida; Malpighiales; Linaceae.
CCCCUCUUACCCGUCAAUACUUUUUCCAGUGGCCUGCAUCGUCGUCCUCCACCACCAGCGCACCAAUCCGGCCAUCGCUUGCAUCAAAGGGUCGCCCUGCAGACAGGUUCGAUGUGGGAGAUGGUGUUGGGGACGAAGUAGCAGAUGUUGUCAGGGAAUCGGAAUUGGGUUUUGCUCGGAGAAGGAGGAGGUGAUAAAGAAUGGGAAUAACGUUCAGUGAAGUGGAAAGGGCUCAACGUUUGAGGGACUUUGAGGUCGUGGCUCUGAGUGAGAAGAAGCCGACGAGGAGGAAACUCGACAGCUGUAGCGGGGAACAUCGGACCUUCUUGCUCCUCGACCUCGUCGGCUCCAACAUUGAAUUGUACAAGGGGUGUAUUGUCGGAGGCACCAAGAAGUUUGUUCUCAGUUGUCAGAGUUGGCGUCACCGUCACACUGAGAUUGCGUGGCCGCCGCCGGCCAAUCGAUCUUCUUUUUGGGUGAGAGCGGCACUAUUUGUUGUGAUGGGAAGCAAUCUGAAUUUUCAAGAG